AUGUCAUUCUCUGUACAAGGACGAUCUGCUAUUGUAACCGGGGCAGGCUCAGGAAUUAACCUGUCUUUCGCCAAACUCCUACUCGAGAAUGGAUGCAACGUCCUGAUUGCCGAUCUAGCCCUACGUCCAGAGGCACAAGUCAUCGUUGAUCAGUAUUCAACCCGGUCGAAGACUUCACGAGCCCUCUUCCAAAAGACCGAUGUCACCGACUGGAAACAACUAGAGCGCAUGUUCGAAGUUGCCGAGCAGGAGUUUGGAGAGAUUGACAUCGUAUGCCCCGGUGCUGGUAUUUUUGAACCGCACUGGACGAACUUCUGGCGUCCUCCCGGUACAACUGAGAGCCGUGACCCACGUUAUGGAGGUAGAUUUGCUCUGCUGGACAUCAACCUCACCCAUCCGAUCCGCACGACCCAGCUAGCAAUUGCCCACUUUCUUCGCCAUGAAACCAACCAACGACGCAAACACAUUAUCCAUAUCUCCAGUAUUGCUGGCCAAGGCCCAAACUUCUGUGCCCCGAUAUACGUCGCCACCAAGCAUGGUAUCAAUGGAUUGGUGAGAUCACUGGCGAAACUUGAUCGCGAAUACGGCAUCCGUGUCACAGCCGUUGCACCAGGGGUCAUCAAGACGCCCCUAUGGACAGACCAUCCGGAGAAGCUGAAAAUCGUGGACGAGAAGGCGGAUGAAUGGGUGACAUCCGACGAAGUCGCUCAGGUGAUGCUGGCACUUAUUCAACAGGACAAGGUCAGUGGUAUUAUCGGAGAUCAGGAGGGUCAGCAUGGACAUCAAUUCCCGGUAAGGGGCGGAACCAUUCUGGAGGUCUCCAAGACAGUGCGUCCAGUGGAGGCUUUCAAUGAUCCGGGACCUGGCAAUCGACCUGGAAAUACCGUCUCCGAUGAUGGUGCAUUAAUCGAGGAGACUUUUGGACACGGCGGUAAAGGGAAACGAAGCUCCGGUCAUCAUGGGGAAGCCAGCUGGGUCAGCUGUGUGAUCAAUUUGGUCAAUACAAUUAUCGGUGCGGGUGUCAUGGCCAUGCCUCUCGCCAUCUCCCACAUGGGAAUCGUCCUCGGAGUCUUCGUGAUAUUGUGGUCAGGAAUGAUGGCAGGCUUUGGUCUAUACCUCCAGUCGCGGUGUGCCCAAUAUCUGGAACGAGGCACGGCAUCCUUCUUUGCCUUGUCGCAGAUCACCUAUCCUAAUGCGGCUGUCGUGUUCGAUGCCGCCAUUGCGAUCAAAUGUUUCGGAGUCGGAAUCAGCUACCUUAUCAUCAUUGGCGAUCUGAUGCCGGGGGUGGUUCAAGGGUUUGUUGGAGGUGCUCCGGACUAUGAUUUCCUGGUGGACCGGCAUUUCUGGGUAACGGCCUUCAUGUUGAUCGUCAUCCCACUCUCAUACCUCCGCCGGUUGGACUCGCUUAAGUAUACUAGUAUCGCAGCUCUGGUCUCAAUGGCCUACCUGGUAGUUUUGGUUGUAUACCAUUUCGUUAAAGGGGACACCAUGACGGAUCGAGGUCCGAUUCGCGUAAUUCACUGGGCAGGCCCGGUUCCCACCCUUAGCAGUCUGCCCGUGAUUGUUUUUGCGUUUACAUGCCACCAGAACAUGUUCUCGAUCUUGAAUGAAAUCGGCAACAACAGCCAUUUCCGAACCACCGGGGUUGUUCUGACGAGUAUCGGCAGUGCCGCGGCCACCUACAUCCUUGUGGCUAUUACUGGUUACCUCUCUUUUGGAAACAGUGUUGGUGGAAACAUCGUGAGCAUGUAUCCGCCAGGACUCUGGGCCACAAUCGGCCGCGCCGCUAUCGUCAUGCUGGUCAUGUUCUCGUAUCCACUUCAGUGCCACCCAUGUCGGGCGUCCGUUGACGCUGUGUUGCACUGGAGGCCCAAAUCCUCAUCCGCCAGCGAUAGCUCGCCUCAUCGACACCCUCUCCUGGGCCAGAGGGGCAACAGAACUCCGGAGCCGAUGAGUGACCUCCGGUUUUCUGUCAUCACCACCACCAUUCUCGUCCUGAGCUACAUCGUAGCGAUGACUGUCUCGUCCCUUGAAGCUGUGCUUGCCUACGUUGGCAGUACGGGAAGCACCAGUAUCAGUUUCAUCCUUCCUGGGUUAUUCUACUACAAGAUCUCUUCUCCCGAUUCGCCCCACCAUCAGCGUCUGAUGAAAGAAGACGACGAGGCAGCCGAGGGCAUGCUGUCUGAUGAUAGCAACGAUGAUGAAGAUGGCGACGAGAGCGCCCCGGCUCGCCCAUUGACGGAGAGUGGCAUUCUCCGUCGGGGAACGCGCCAGUGGCGCCGGUCGCUACUCCGGAAAUUGAGUUUGGCACUCGUAGUAUACGGGGUGGUGGUCAUGGUUGUAUGCCUGAUCACGAACUCUCUUUUCAUUGCUUCCCACUAG
Messenger RNA from Aspergillus sclerotioniger CBS 115572, 2382 nucleotides. RefSeq lists its product as uncharacterized. The record is from RefSeq and is a predicted model, not a curated record. Bases 1 to 2382 code for a protein of 793 amino acids. NCBI's taxonomy places the organism in Eukaryota, Fungi, Ascomycota, Eurotiomycetes, Eurotiales, Aspergillaceae. The transcript is spliced from 8 exons. Gene Ontology annotation, biological process: amino acid transmembrane transport. Gene Ontology annotation, cellular component: fungal-type vacuole membrane. Gene Ontology annotation, molecular function: L-serine transmembrane transporter activity; L-tyrosine transmembrane transporter activity; L-lysine transmembrane transporter activity.